Messenger RNA from Talaromyces stipitatus ATCC 10500, 1038 nucleotides. Its product is annotated as short-chain dehydrogenase/reductase family protein, putative. The transcript is spliced from 2 exons. The record is from RefSeq and is a predicted model, not a curated record. Lineage: Eukaryota; Fungi; Ascomycota; Eurotiomycetes; Eurotiales; Trichocomaceae. Bases 1 to 1038 code for a protein of 345 amino acids.
AUGUCCAACCAGCUAGAGAAAUUAGCCUCGUUUGAGGCUUCAAAUCUCGGAUUCAUUUGGCGGCAAUUUACAAGACCCAAACCGCUACCAGCCGGCAUUCGACUCAAUGGCAACGUCGCUAUUGUCACAGGGAGCAAUACCGGACUUGGUCUAUCGGUAUCAAGGCAAUUACUGGACCUAGGAUUGUCUCAUCUAGUCAUGGCUGUGCGCUCGGUCUCUAAAGGAGAAGCAGCAGCUGUUGAGCUGCGUGAAAAAUUUCCUAAAGCCAUAAUCACAGUCUGGUUUCUCGACAUGGGAUCAUAUGACUCGAUUCGCGCGUUUGCUGCACAGUGCGGAACCUUGCAGCGCAUCGACAUAGCCAUCCUCAACGCUGGACUCAUGCAGAGUGAAUAUGUGAUAAAUCCCUCCACUCAGCAUGAGGUUACGUUGCAGGUCAACUACCUAUCCACGGCUCUCCUGGCUAUCAUGCUGCUCCCAAAGCUCAAAGCAAGCAGAAAUCAUGGUGGCUCACGACCUCCAGUUCUCAGCAUUGUCGGGUCAGACAUGAUGUAUAGCGCUAAAUUCAAGACUCCAGGGUCCAUUCUGGCUCAAUUUCAGGACCACAAAACUUUUGACGGAACUUCUUGGUACGCCAAAUCGAAGAUAUUGCAGAUGUUCUUUGUGUCAAAACUUGUGGAUUUUGUUAGCUCCGAUAACGUCCUGGUCAAUGUGUCGAACCCAGGAAUGACUGCCGGAACCUCAUUUUUUCAAGGCCAUCCUGCCAUCGUGCAAAAGAUUAUCAGUGUGGCUCAAUGGAUUUUUGCUCGGUCCGCGGAUGUUGGUGCUACCGCGUACUUAGACGCAGUUCUAGUUCGAGGCAACAUUAGUCAUGGAUCCUUUGCGAGUGACUGGACCAUCAAGCCGUACCCAAAAUUAUUCUAUACCAAGUGCGGCGAUGAAUUCAAGGAAAAUCUUUGGCAAGAAACGAUGGACGAAUUUAAAUUUCUCGAUGCGUGGAAGAUUGUGAAUGAUCUGAAGGAGAAAAAUGCGGGCAUUUGA